CAUGCAUGCGUCAUUCUAUACGUAAUCGGUUUCGUUUGGAGUCUCUGUAGCCUGACUUUACCGUGCAUUCAGUAUCAGUAGACAGUAACCGAUUGAACGCCAUCAUAACCAGACGCAUUUACUGAGACGCGAUUAUCAGGCUCUUGUCGUUAUGUCGCGCGUUUUUCAACCUUCGGCUCACGUAGUCGGGAAGUCGAGAUUGCCAUCGUUCGAUAAAUACAAUGAGAUGUACAAAAAGUCACUCGACAACCCGGAGGAGUUUUGGUCGGAAAUAGCCAAGGAAUUCUAUUGGCAGACGCCGCAUCAGCCAGGAAAAUUCGUCUCCUAUAAUUUUGAUGUAACGAAGGGUGACAUCUUUGUGAAAUGGAUGGAAGGGGCCGUCACAAAUAUUUGCGUGAACCUCCUAGACAGGAAUAUAGAAAAGGGGCACGGAGACAAGAUCGCAUAUUAUUGGGAAGGAAAUCACCCGGAUGACUACAGUCGCAUAACAUAUAGGAAGCUGAAGGAUCUCGUAUGUCAGUUCGCAAAUGGAUUGCGAUCUCGUGGCGUGGGGAAGGGAGACCGAGUUUCCAUCUAUAUGCCGAUGAUAUUGGAGACGGUUGUUUGUAUGCUGGCCUGUGCUAGGAUUGGAGCCAUCCACUCCGUUGUAUUUGCAGGUUUUUCAUCGGAUUCUUUAGCUGAACGGAUGUCGGACUGCAAGGCCAAAGUGCUGGUGACGUCAGACGGGGCAUGGAGGGGUGAAAAGCUGCUGAUAUUGAAGAAAACCUGUGACGAGGCGUUAGAAAAGGCAAAAACAAAACACGACCAUACAGUGGAAUCGUGUAUCGUUGUGUCGCACCUCGCGAAAGCGUCCCCAUGCGGCAAGUUAGGAGAUAUCAAAUCUUUGUUCGACUGGAACGCUGAUAUCGACGUGUGGUGGCAUGAACUUAUUGAGGAUCAAUCUAUUGAUUGUAAGCCGGAGUGGAUGGACGCAGAAGAUCCCCUUUUCAUGUUGUAUACUAGUGGCUCAACGGGCAAGCCAAAAGGAGUAUUGCACACAACAGCAGGCUACUUGCUGUACGCGGCUACAACAUUCAGAUACGUCUUCGAUUACCAGGAGAAUGACAUCUACUGGUGUACAGCUGAUGUGGGCUGGAUCACAGGACACACUUACGUUGUUUAUGCGCCCCUGGCCAAUUGUGCAACGUCGGUUAUGUUUGAAGGUUCGCCGUUUUAUCCGGACAACGAUCGCUACUGGGACGUGGUGCAAAAGUACAAGGUUACCCAGAUGUACACUGCACCAACAGCCAUCAGAUCCCUGAUGAAAUUCGGAGUGGAAAAUGUCACCAAACACGACCUGAAAUCUCUACGAGUAUUGGGCAGCGUGGGUGAACCAAUAAAUCCCGAGGCGUGGCACUGGUAUUACAACCUGGUGGGCAGCGGACGCUGCUCAAUUGUGGAUACCUUCUGGCAGACUGAAACUGGCGGUCACGUGCUGACUAGUCUACCUGGAGCGACACCUAUGAAGCCUGGAGCUGCUGGAUUUCCAUUCUUCGGUGUUGCCCCCACAAUUCUGGAUGACAACGGAAAAGUUAUAGAAGGACCUGGCGAAGGGUACUUGGUAUUUUCCCGACCUUGGCCCAGCAUCAUGCGCACUCUUUUCGGAAACCAUGAGCGCUAUCAGAGUGUGUACUUUUCCAAAUUCCCGGGAUAUUACUGCACUGGAGAUGGCGCACGGCGUGACGAAGACGGUUUUCUGUGGGUAACCGGACGUAUUGAUGACAUGCUCAAUGUCUCUGGACAUCUCAUGUCCACAGCAGAAGUGGAGAGUGUCCUUACCGAAGAUUCCCGUGUCUCCGAAGCAGCAGUAGUAUCCCGCCCACAUCCUCAAAAGGGCGAAGCACUACAUUGCUUCGUAAUUCUCAACGCCGGAGUCCAACCAGACCCAUCUAUCAUAGACGCCCUUAAAAAGCACGUUCGUGCAAGAAUUGGCGCUUUUGCAGCACCAGAUACGAUACAGUUUGCUCCAGGUCUCCCAAAAACAAGGUCCGGGAAGAUCAUGAGACGCAUAUUGAGGAAGAUCGCGGUGGGUGACACAGAUAUUGGGGAUACGUCGACCCUCGCCGACCCAUCCGUUGUAGAUCAACUCUUUAAGAGUAAACCCUAAACGCUUGUUCCUUAAAAUGCCGAUUACAGCCAUCCGCUGCUUUUUUGACGUGAAAGGAUUUUUACACCGCAUCCUAAUAUAAUAGGCCGACUCAAACUAAAACGAAAUGCGCAGGUAAUCAUUAUAUUAAGGCUUAGGCAGUAUUGUAUACCUAAUUUAGCGUCAUUGAUAUAGGCCAUAGUAGUGUUGGAAUGAGAAUAGAAAGAGAAGGUUACUUAAAGUUACACUAAAUAUUUACAUGCUCUUGUGCAAGUGAAAGCUACAUGUGAGCAAGAAAGAAAUGAAUGGUACCUGGCAGUAAGCGGUUAACUAGUCAUUUCAACGGCCCGAUUUCUGUUAUAUGAAAGAGUAGGUAACUGUUUUAAAAAAGGAUGGUUAAAGAUCUUAACAGGUAGCUCUGGUUUCACCAAAGACGUAAUGCAUUUCUUCGCAUUUUUAACGUAAACUUACCAUUUCAUACGUCGCCUAUAUUAUUUAGAUCCUGCUGUUAGGUAUUUUAAUAUUAUUAUAAAUGUUAUAGAAUCUGGCUCAGAUUCUACUUUUAAUAUAUACAUAUAUAUAUUACUUGGAAACACAUUCCAUAAGUCAAAUGUUUUUCGUUUUAAGCUUUUUAAUAAAAUACGUGCUACCAAAAACUAGAACUGUUUUAACAUAGUUUUAAGUAUAAUAAUGUGGAAAUAAUUGUUUAAUUUGUUAGUCGUUUUGUGAUAUUCAAUGGCUCUUAAGGCACAAGCAAAUGUUUUAAUAAACGUUUUUAUUUCUUACCGUGUAAAUCUAUAAGUUAUAAAUGAAAAUGUCGACAACAUUAUACUUUUAUAUAUCAAAACUAUUAUUUAUGUACCACGCUUAUGCAAAGCUUAGUCUAUCAUCAGAGAGAUGUGGGCCUACGUACCGUUUCUUUGACGGCAAAAGCCGGGAUUUUUCGUUAAAAUUCAUAUGCUCCAACCACAUUUUAUGGAUAAGAUUCCUACAAACAUUUUUGAACUUUACUGACACUUGAGCAAAACAUUUGUCGAAUCUGUAGCAAUUUAUUAUCUGCCUUGGUUUAUCCAUGUAUCUCAAUCAGUCUAUUAAUAAAUGUUCACGAUCAAAGAAAAUCCAUAUAAAACUUUAGUAUUAAUGUGUUGUGACAGCACUUCUAUGACAUGUCGAUGCACAAUAUAGAUGUCUAUUAAAAAAUAAAUUAGAUUGUCCUAUAAUUAGACAGUGUAUAACUCUGUUUGGAACUCUCAAUAUUUUAAACUAUUACUAUUUCGAUGCUAUACCUAAUUUAUAUGGGGUGGAGUGACUAAUUUAUCUUAUACAGAAAUUUUAAUUACUUGAAUGUUCGAAGGGUUUAGAGGUGACAGGACAUUUAUCAUAUAUUUGAGAGAGAUUAAAAUGUAAUUGUUUUUUUUCACGCACAUUAUUAUUUAUAAAAAAACAAAGCUAACGACGUGGAGUCAUCUGAAUUAAAUGCUUUUAAUUAUAAUGUUGUAUUAUUAAGGGCAAUAUUAGUGUACGAUUACCCACAUAAACUCCUUAUUAAAUCAACAUUUACGAUUAUAAUACUGUGACGAUAAAUAGGCAAUGAGAAAAAAAACUUCGAAAUUUCAGAUAUACCGAAUUUUGUUAUAAGAAUUUUUAAAAAAGGUUUUAUUCUCUUGAUACUUUUUAAUAGUUGCACAAAUUAUAUCUACAAUUAAAAUAAAAUCAAUGUCGUAUUACGUUAAUUAUUCUUAAAAAUUGUUAACUUGCUGAAAGAUGGUUUGAGUUAGAAGUUCUUUGACGAAUUAUAAUAUUUAAUGUUAUCUAGUAGAAUAUAAGUGUUAGUAGUAUAUGUACGUCGCUUAAUCUAGAAAAAAUUAUAAAGAAUAGUAAUAAAAAUAAACUCACUUUAGAGGGCAGCACUGUUGACUGUAGCAUAAAUUUUCUUUAUAGUAAAAAAAUCGAUUGUAGUCUACAAAAAUAUGCGUGCAGUUAUUAAGUGUAUAUGCAAAUUGCGAAUUCUAUUAAACAUUGUUACAUGGAGACAUUUUGAAACUUGAAUAAGUAAUUACUUAUUCUAAUUAAUUACUAAUUUAAUUAAAUUUAACCGAAAUAUAAAAUGGAGGCUUUUAAAAAUUUGGUAAAGAGUGGUGCUAUCUAUGAGAAGCAUUUUAUCUCAUUCUCAUCGAUAUAUUAAGAAUGAAAAAUUAUGAACUAUAUAUACUUGAUUAACCGCACUAAUGUCUAUGUAUAAAGGCUGAAUUUUCAAACGAUGGUUCUGCUCCUAACUUGUAGAAAUUCCGGUUGAAAAAUCAGCCAAAUUAGUAAUUUUAAUGUGAUCGUGUAACGGACAUAUCAUUAAAGGUGAUAUUAUUAA
Pieris napi is the source of this 4490-nucleotide messenger RNA. RefSeq names its product acetyl-coenzyme A synthetase (gene AcCoAS). The record is from RefSeq and is a predicted model, not a curated record. Lineage: Eukaryota; Metazoa; Arthropoda; Insecta; Lepidoptera; Pieridae. The coding region runs from base 152 to 2146 and encodes 664 amino acids. Gene Ontology annotation, molecular function: AMP binding; acetyl-CoA synthetase activity. The transcript has 9 exons.